CCCCCCCACCGCUCGCCCACGCCCCCGACGACGAAGGCGCGGCGGCCGCGGCCGCGACCUCGACCUCGACGGCCCUUGCUCGGGCGCCCUCCCAGGCUCGGCCCCCCGCGACGUCGACGACGUUUCUUGCUGGCUUAUGGACAUGGCGGGUCCAAGAUGGAAGAAGGGCAAAGACGGCAAGGACUUUGCAGCUCUGGCAGCAGCUCACCCCAUGUCAAGCAUUGUUGCUGAGCUCCAGUCCUCGCUGAAAGGCUCGAAACUUGUGGCAACUUUAUCUUGUCGGGGCAGGGAUGCGACCCUCGGUGUGAAUCUGCAGCAAGCUGCACUUCUUAACCGUGCGGCCUUUGGCCGGGCGCUGGAUAAUGCCGAAGCAGAGAAACAGUGGAUCCAGCUGGGGGCUGAGGAGGUCUUCUAUCUUUACCAUGGUUUGAAGUGCAUCUCAGUGUCAGAGAGCAAGAAGCUGUUGAGCGAAGGGGAGCUGUGGGAUCACUUAUGCUCCGCAUCGGAGUCAUUUCCCGAGAUGUACAAGGCAUACUCGCAUCUCAGAUCGAAGAACUGGGUGGUGCGGUCAGGUUUGCAGUAUGGCGCAGAUUUUGUAGCUUACCGUCAUCACCCAGCACUCGUCCACUCAGAGUUUGCUGUGGUUGUUGUUCCAGAAGGAGCGGAGUUCGGCGGUAGGUGUGGCCGCCUGAAUGUGUGGUCUGAUCUACUGUGUGCACUCCGAGCUUCUGGCAGUGUGGCCAAGGCACUGCUGGUUCUAACCAUCUCCAGCAGUAAUUGUGGAUUGAGCUCCCCAGAUUGUUUAGAACAACUGGUUGUUCAUGAGAGAACAAUUACUAGGUGGAUAGCGCAGCAGUGCCGUGAGCAGCGAAGUGAACUGUGCAGAGAAGAAGCAGAGAAGGAAGAACAAUAUCAUGCAAGAGAAACUGUAGCCUUCAACUAUUUGGGCGUAAUACUAGGCUUCACAGUUCUUUCUAGCUUACUUGUAUACACGCUGAGAUUCCUAUAAUAAAGCUAAAUAUUUCUCUGUACUCCUAUUGGUGAUGUGUAACUUCUCAUCUUAUGGCAAUCCUGUGCCAGUACUCAUGUGCAUUUUGGAAAGAUUUCUGGAAAUGGUCCAUACAUAUAUCCAUACAA
Molecule: messenger RNA, 1137 nt
Organism: Triticum urartu
Lineage: Eukaryota; Viridiplantae; Streptophyta; Magnoliopsida; Poales; Poaceae
Product: putative tRNA-splicing endonuclease subunit Sen2
Biological process (GO): tRNA splicing, via endonucleolytic cleavage and ligation; tRNA-type intron splice site recognition and cleavage
Cellular component (GO): tRNA-intron endonuclease complex; cytoplasm
Molecular function (GO): nucleic acid binding; tRNA-intron lyase activity
Source: RefSeq, a predicted model, not a curated record